Molecule: messenger RNA, 3134 nt
Organism: Jatropha curcas
Lineage: Eukaryota; Viridiplantae; Streptophyta; Magnoliopsida; Malpighiales; Euphorbiaceae
Source: RefSeq, a predicted model, not a curated record
GGAGGUGUUUGGGUUGAGGAAGUGGGAGUCACGUUGCGGGAUGCUGUGGUGAUAUCGUCAUGUUGUUUAUUUACUUCACUAUUUCAAUUCCCAAUAAGAGUUUUGAGACCGAGUCUGGUAAAACUUGGGAGUGAGGGAGAAAGAUAAACUAACACUUGUAUUUCCACCAACACAACCUCUCUUUUUUCUUUUUCUUGUACUUAAUUCCUCCAAUCAAAUAUGCCUGAUUUAUGCUUCAUGGAUCCGUUUUUUCCGCUUCUUUAACAGCGUCCUCUCCAUGAACUUUUCAGCUUUUCUUCUUCACAAACACUCUCUUUUUCUCUCUUUCUUAUCCUCUAAGACUGCUGGAUAGUCUACUACUUCCACUUUUCUUCUUUUUGUCACUAUCAAUCUGAUUUUCUCAUUUCUAGCUGCGAGCUUUUAUUUUUUAUUUUUAGAAAGAAAAAACAAAAGCUGAUAUGGGCAAAGAAUGGUAUUGGGUUAGUGGUAAAUCCUCCAAGAGAGGAGGAGGAGUAGGAGGAGGAGGAGGAGGAGGAGUAGGAGGAGGAGCAAAUAAAGACAGUGGAAGCGCUCCUUCUGGUUGUAUGUGCUCUGUCUUUCAGUUAUUUGAUUUCCAUCAGUUUCAGUUUCCUUCACAACAGCACCAAUCUUCUUUAAAACCGCCCGUCUCUUUUCUUCCCGAGGCGCCUGAGCUUGAGCCUCCUAUUUCUAAAGGUGUGGAAGCACCAAGAAAUAGCUUGGAGUUAGAGGAGCCUUCAUCGCCAACUACAGUAUUAACGGAAGAUGAAAUUUUAAACAUCCCAAUGAGUAUUCAAAUUAAAACAAAUAGAGACAGUACGAGUUCAAAACCGAAUGAUUCAUCCUCAGAAAUCAGCUCUUCCCCAAGUACCAAAACUCCAAAUUUGGUCGCAAGACUCAUGGGUCUUGAUCUUCUUCCCGAUCAAGCCUACUCUCCAAUCUCUUCUUCAUCAAAUCUUGGGACCCCAAAUAAUCCUGUUGGUAAAUCUCAUUUAAACCACCACCUCCGACGACGCCAGCCACUGCAAAGCAAAACAAGCAGCCAUAGAAAUAGUUUGGACGGUGACCAUUUUUCAGGUACACGUUCUUUGCCAGAAACUCCAAGAAUAUCAUCGGCUAGAAGGUCAGAUGUGGAACACCGACUAUCGCUUCAAAUCAACAAAGAGAACUUAAGUCCAGGGGAAGAAAUGAUUCUUUCUCGUAUUUCAUCAUUAAAAAGAAAAGAACUCAAAAUCGAAGAAGAAAAUAGAAGUCCAGGUCAUUAUGCAAGGCAGAUAGUGAAGCAGGUUAAAGAAAGUGUUAGCAGAAAAGUUGGUUUAGACAUUACAAACACAGUAAGAAACAAACAAGAGGUUGUUAACCAAUUGAAGUCCAAGAAAAUGACCAAGAUUUUGACUACAGUUGCUCAAGAUUCAAAAACAGGAAAGCAAACAGCAGCUUCUUGUUCUCCAAGACUGAAAUUCUUGGAAUCCAGACACAAGCCAAUAUCAAAUGUACUAUCCGAUAAGGACCACAAUAAUAUUUCUCAACCAUCGGUUUCAGGAAAUUCACAGGUCAAAAUCAUGUCACAAAAGAGCAAAGCUCCAACAACAAAGCCUAAGUUGCAAGCGGUGCAAGAGCAAGAACAACACCACAGACCUAUCAAGAAGUGCAAGAAAGUGACUGAAGAAAGAUUCGGUCCACCUAAACUCAAGAAACCUCCGCAAACUUCGGAUAUUAUCAGAAACAAGCAAGAAGAACCAUUUGUGAGUCCAACAGUCACCAGACCAAACAUUCCUGACAAGAAAUGCAAGAAAACUCCAUUAUCGAAUGAUCUGCUAAAUAUCACCGUCCCUACCCUUCUUCCAGUCAAGAAAGAUCCUAUGCCUCCAGCCACAAAAAUUCCUCAGAAACCGGCACCAAAAGCUCAAGAAACGAAACGCAGCUCACAGUUAUCUAGUUGUUCGAGCCAUUCGUACAAGCAGCGAGAAGCGAUGCAUGCUACGUUCAAUGCCCUAGACAGUAACAAUAGGGACAGUUUUAACGGUGCAGUUGCUGCUGUUGUAACCACGACCACGACCACCACCACCACCGGAGAUGGAGCAGCAGCAGCAGAAGCAGAAUAUGAGUACAUCACUAGAAUACUAAGACGUACUGGAAUAGACAAAGAUACCCCAGUGUCGUUUACUAGGUGGUUCUCUCCUUCUCAUCCUUUAGACCCUUCAAUCUUUUAUCGUCUUGAAUAUUUCACCACUCUUUCACCUUCUGCUACCACCACCAGUGAAAAGUAUAUUUGUGGUGAACUCACCCUUCGCUGUAAUAGGAAAUUACUGUUUCACCUCAUCGAUGAAAUCUUGGUCGAGAUUCUAAAGCCUUACUUGAACAUGAAGCCUUGGGCUUCCUCAUUAUCCGAGAGGUGUGAUUUUAACAUGCAUGGUUCAAAUUUAAUUGAUCUACUGUGUUCAAAAGUUAGAAGCUUUCCUUGCGCUGAUUGUCGGCUUCUCGAAGACAUUGAUGCUUUAGUAGACAAAGACAUGCCUGUUCUGAAAGGCCAGACUGAGGUGGCAUUUGGUGAAGAAGGCGAAGGGAUUGUAAAUGAGAUUGAGAAGGAUCUGUUAGAAACGUUAAUACAUGAAACGGCCGUGAUUUUUUACGGUGGUGGAAAUGGAAAGUAGUAAAAAAAUUGAACGGCAUGACGUUUUAAUUGAAAAAGAGACACGGAGCAGAAGGAUCACAUGGGGGUGUUAUUCACGUGAUGAGAUGCUAUUCGUUGGAGGUUGUUGGUGGGACCCGUGAGAUUGGGACUUGUAAAGGGGUUUGAGUUGUACACGUGGAGAUAGAUAUAAUCGGCCGACAACACUCACUUUUGAUUGGUUCUCAAAAGACAACAAUUGACAGAGGAAUCCAUUUUCCUUUUUCUCUCUCACUCCACUUUUUGUAUAUUAUUAUACAGUAAAUUAACUCUUUUUCUUUUUCUUUUUUAAAAAAUUUUGAAUAGGUUAUUAGGAAAAUAACUGGGUUUUCCUAAUAUAUAAUAAAUUAUGUGGUGUAAUUACUGUUAUUGUUGUGGGUUCUGUUCUAUCGAUAGAGUAUGGACCAUGAUGUGACUUAUGAAUUAAUUUUGUGUCAUUUCUAAA